GUUUACAUUGUGGAAGAUCCUUUGAGCAAAGAAACGAGGCGUUUUGGCACGUUAUAGCGAUUCCAGGUGGGCUUUUUGCUGUUUGGAUCACGCAUCCGGCUAGAGCGAGAGCUUGUGGGUCACAGGGUAGAGAGAGAGAGAGAGGCUUUCCUUUUAGGGAAGUGGAAAGAAGUGAGAGCCAAGAAAUGGCGAGCUCCAGGAGCAAGAUUCCGGCUUACACGCCGGCGCUCGUCAUCGGCUUGGUGGUGGUGGCGCUCUUGGGUUUCCAGACGCUCCGGGAACGCAAUUCCACCAGUGCUGCGCUAUACCAGAAGGAGAGCGAGAUCGUCAAGCUCCAUCUAGAGCUCCAAGAGGUUCUCAAGUCGUCCGAGCAGCUGCAAAGAACAGUGUCUAGCCUCCGAGCCGAGAAGAGCAAGCUUGCGACUGAUACCAGUAGCUUGAACUCGCAGCUUGCCCAGCUCGAGAAGUACCGGGGUUCCACCGAGGACAGGAAGAGGAACUUGGAGGAGACCGUGCAAAGCAAGGAGGAGGAGAUCGAGGAGCUCAAGGAGCAGUUGGGGAAGAUGCAGCACAGCGCCGAGGAGCUGCGGGAGCUCAAGCAGCAGAUUCGUGAGCUCGAGGAGAAGCUGAAGUUGGCUCAAACGGGUGGUGGCGCUGGGGUGAAGAAACCGGAAGCGAAGGAAUUCGUGUCGGGUCUGGAGGAUGAGGAUCCCAAGGCCCGAAACUCGACAGCUCUGGAAGACGAGAAAGAAGACGAGGAGGCGAGGACGACUGAGGAGUCUUCGAAAGAUGAAGAUGAUUCAAAAGAGGAGGACGAGAAGAAUUUGGAGGAAGGAGUCGAAGAGGACAACGAGCAGGAUAAGUUGGACGAAGAUAGCAAGUCUGCGGAGUUGGAUCUGGAAGAAGGAAGUUUGGGUGGAGAUAACAACCAGGAGGCCGCAGAAUAGUUUGUUUGUUGGAAAAAGUUCCAACUCGAGAGCUUAGCUUCUCUUUUACCUUGAAGUCUGUAAAGAGUUUUUGCGUGUUUUAAGAAGCUACACUUUGGCC
Molecule: messenger RNA, 1047 nt
Organism: Selaginella moellendorffii
Lineage: Eukaryota; Viridiplantae; Streptophyta; Lycopodiopsida; Selaginellales; Selaginellaceae
Product: glutamic acid-rich protein
Exons: 2
Coding region: 186-947 (253 amino acids)
Source: RefSeq, a predicted model, not a curated record